AUGAUCGAUUUGUACAACUGUUGGAGUUGGAAGAUUUUAAUAUAUAUAGCUAGUUAUUCAAUCGUAUUACAUACAUCUUCAUCAUUCCCAAUAGAUAAUGGUUUAGUUGAUUCGGAGCUCAUACAUGAAUGCACAGCAAAUAAAGCAGUUGAUUUACUUCUGAUUAUUGAUGGAUCAGGAUCUAUUGGAGAUGAUACUUUCCAGAAUCAAAUCAUGUUUGCUAUGCAUUUGGCUAAUCGUCUCAAUGUAUCAGAAGAUGGGAGUCAUAUGGCUAUCAUGCAGUAUUCCGAAUCUCCAAAAAUCGAAUUCUCUCUUAAUCAGUAUCUUCAAGCUACUCAGUUAGAACAAGCCAUUCAGCGUAUUUCAUACUUGUCAGGAGCUACUAAUACGGGCAAAGCUCUACAUGAGGCUUUACAUAAAGGAUUUCAAGGAGCUCGAGGAGGUGAUGUACCAAAAGUUGCUGUAGUCGUUACAGAUGGACAGAGUCAGGACGAUGUAUCAGAGCCAUCACAACAGUUAAGAGAGGCACAUGUUAUGCUUUACACUAUAGGAGUAACGAACCUUGUGAAUGUUCACCAACUUCAUCAAAUUACUGGGAAUCCUGUUCGUGUGCUCACAGUAGAAGCUUUUGAUCAGUUGGACAAGUCAGUAGCAGAUUCUCUAACAUGGGAUAUGUGUCGAACUGAAUUUCGUCCCGGUACACCUGAGAUCAUUUGUGCAGCGGAUCGAAUAGGGGUGCGAGCAUCCACAAAGAAACCUUUCGAUGGAUUCGUUUUUGUGAUGGACCAUUUCCAUCAAGCUGAAUGUAGGGCUGGACCUGAACACUUUCCCGAUCCAAAGAGUAUUGGAAUUUCAAUACCAUUUAAUACAUGCAAUGUACAUAGAUAUCGAUCGUUAGAACCACGGGGGAUAUACGUUGAGGUGACAAUAGUCUUCAUGUUUCAUUCAAUGUUCAUGACUAAAGUUGAUCAAACUGUGAAAGUUCAAUGUUUCUAUAUGGAAGCAGAGAAGCAUGUAACAGUUCCUCUAUCUGUCAGUAUGAUCACAACUCAAUUCCGUGAACAAAUCUAUCAGAUGCCCCAAUGUACAUAUACUUUGCGUAAAGGUUCGCCAGAUGGUGAAAUAGUCAAAUACGCAACGUUAGGUGAAAGUAUUUAUCACAGAUGGGAAUGCAUUGAAGUCGAGAAGAAAGACACAUUCGGAAUGCUCGUACAUUCAUGCUACGUCGAUAAUGGUUAUGGAGAUCGUGUGGAUAUUCUUGAUGCAACUGGUUGUGGCUUGGAUGCAGUUCUCCUAUCUACUCCUGAUUACGACAGCUCUUUGCGCCUAGCAACAAAGCCAUAUCAUGUCUUCAAGUAUGCUGACAAGCCUGUUUUGCAAUUUCAGUGCCAGAUAACUCUUUGUAUCAAAUAUGACGAAGGGUGUGCCAAUAUCAGUCCUCCAAGCAAUUGUCCGAAACUGCGCGGAGAGGAUGCUCAUCAUCACCAUCACCAUGAGCAUAACAUACUUCAUGACCCUCACGCUCGUGUUAUUCGUUCUCAUGGCUCAGGAAUAGGAACAAUCGAUGUAUUCACUGGUUCACUCACUAUCUUAGACUCAUUACCUGCUUGCUCAAAUGAGGCUCUUUCACUUAGCUCAAUAAUCAUUUUAAUAUUAACCGUUGGAAAUGUGCUCAUAGCCAUACUCUCAGUGUUCAUUUGGAUUCUCAUAUCUCAAAGGCAAAAGCUAGCAUCAACAGCUAAAAAUUAA
Molecule: messenger RNA, 1749 nt
Organism: Auanema sp. JU1783
Lineage: Eukaryota; Metazoa; Nematoda; Chromadorea; Rhabditida; Rhabditidae
Source: the annotation of a GenBank genome assembly